GUCGCUCCUGGCGUAAGAGUGAAGGGGAAGCAACCUGAGCAGACACCGGACUGUCUGCGGAGGGAAGCCAGCGCACUAUCCAGUCACUUCUUCUUCUUCUUCUUUCUUUACUUUUCUUUUUGGUUGAAGUGGGAAACCAGUGGGACAUGUCGGCCGUUCACAUGUCUAUCAUGGACCUCGGCUGACGGGUUAAAGGCGCCCUGUGACCGCGGCAGUAGGCCCCACACGGCGAGCCUGCCGAUGACCGCCCCGCAAGUUCGCUUAACCUCCACCUCGUUAGGAUGAAUCGGAUCAUCUGGCAGGCGAUUUUCCUCAUAGCUGGUUCCCUCUUCACAUUCGGAGCCGGGCAGGGAAACGUUAUAAUUGAUAACAGCUCCUUCGUCCAUGCCAACUCCACCAGUGCACCAGACAACUCCACCACCGGCUCCACCACCAUCUCCACAACCGGCACCAGCACAACCGGUGCCAGCAGUGCCAGCAUCCCUCUGGUUAAAAAGUUUGUUGCAGCAGCUGUCCGGUCUCAUUUCGAUGACUGUCCAGACUCCCACAGCCAUUUCUGCUUCCAUGGCACCUGUCGCUUCUUCAUCUUAGAGGAGUUGCCGGCGUGUGUGUGUCAUCCAGGCUUUGUCGGGAUGAGGUGCGAGCACGCAGAUCUACUCGCCGUUGUAGCAACCAACCACAGACCGCAUACAGCGGCCACAGCGCUGGUGCUGUGUGUGAUCAGCUGUGUAUUGAUCAUGCUGUUCUGCACACUGUUACACUGCUGGUGGCGGCGGGACCGCCGGAGACGGAGCCACGCUCUUCACUACAUCCCGGAGAAAUCUGGCGCCGUGCUAAAGGGGGGAGGGUCCUGCUGCCAUUCUGAAAGUGUGGUUUGAGGAGCCAUUCGCUCACCGUACGGGCCGCCAUGUUUGCAUCUCGUGGGCUGCCAUCUUGCCUCAUCUGCCCACUGCUCCCCCACCCCUCCAUGGUGUGGUAAGAGCUGGAUGAUGCAGCACUGGCCAGAUGUCCUCUCCAUGGCCAAGGUAGGCCCGUCUGACUGGGGAAAUGAAGUGACUCAUGACGUUUAUUUUUCGCUGACCGGGGACGUUUCAACCACAGGAAACUCAGAACCCCUCCCCGGCACUAUUUCAUUUUUUGUGGAAAUGGGAACUGCAAGCAUGAAUGCGAGCUCCGAGGAAAACCGUGCGCUGCUGCCAGAUCCUGUAUAAGGAGGGCCAGGUGCGUAAUGACUAUUUAUGGCCGCCCCACACGACAAGAGACAUGAAGAUCUACACCGACGGCUAAGCACCCUGAGCGGAUGUUUAAAAGUAAAGACGCCGUAACACGUCUUCUUUACUCUGCUGCGGGACAACUACGUGUGAAAUUCACUCGAGCCGGAGGACGGCGAUCCCCAUUUUUUUUGUUGUCUUUUUUAAUGUCUCGCACACUUGCGUCCGAACGGCACAAGCACUGAAUUUUUUUAUCAAGAAGUAGCGGUGUGGGGAGUUGAUGGAGUUAAACGAGUUUUAGUGUUGACUUUCUCUUUUAAAGCGAGGGGAUCUGGGCCGACUUCACCCGACAGUAUGGGGAAUUGUUAUCCGGACUGACAUCUCACGAUGCAAACCGGGUUAAGAGGCGCCAACGGCGCUUCAGCAUCCCCAAGUGAUAAACGCACAUGAGAAGCGGCAAACGAAGUUAGGGAGGCAGCUGCGGCCGGGCACACAAAAACCUCCCCAGGAAUGUAACGGUUAUUACCGAGGGUGUGAUACUUCAGAUGACUUUUGUGACGGUAUCAUUUGAAGCUAUUCUUUACAAAGGGUGCAAAAAACAAAAAAAACAAAACAAAAAAAAAGUUUUUUUCCCCCCAUUGCUGAUCUGUAUUUGAACACGGUAACGUGUCAGAGGCUAAUCCGCGAGUUGUCCGGCCUGUGUCCCCGUGCCACGUCCGUACGGAGUGGCGGCAGAAGUCAAAUCUAACCCCCCCCGGUGAACACACACCGUAUGUACGGCACUCCUAUAACGUCACACUUUACUGCAAAGCUUGCUCACCCUAUCACAUAAACUGCACGUCCUCUACCCGAGUAGUCACAUGUGGCGGCCUACUCCCGGAGUGGCCACGUAGGAGGGAUGCCAAACGACGCCGAAUUCUUCAGAUGCCUGAAGGAGCGCUGCAGGGAAAAGAAGACACGUGCUGUAUUUAUCACAUCUGCACACACACACACACACACGUCCGCACAUCUGCCCGUGGGGAGUGUGCUCUCAACUCACCUCUGAUGUAUUUUUAAAGUGACACGCACAAUUUGAAGUGAGUCAGUGCACCAUUUGGCACAAAAAAAAUUGUAAAAAAACAAAAACGUAGCGCGCCAUUGGCUGUUCGUUAGCAUCGCCUCUACUUCCUUUAUCCACAACCUUCUUUUUCUUUUCUUUUUUUUAAUGGUAGGGAGACAAGCCCGCUGAGGCCAAUUAACACAAGCUAUUAACAAACUGACCCGGAUGCCAGUAAAUGUGUGUGGGGUGUGGGGGGGCAUAAAAUGACGUGAAUUAUGACUUGAUAACAAAAAGUGUGUGUUGUAUGGAAGACGUGUGAGACCGAAGUCACGGAAAACUUGUUUGUGAUGUGAGGACUUCCCACUAUGCGAUGAAUGUGCUGUUAACUACCUGCCAAAAGAGAGAGAGAGAGAGUGUGUGUGUUUGUGUGUGUGGAGGGGCUGUUACACUUAGCAGGCGAUUUUUUCUUUUCUUUUGUGUACUGCAUUUGUUCAUGAUGUCGGCGUUGCAGAUUAUAGUGUAAUGUUUGUGUGCAUACAGCAUCAUUGUGUAAACAUAAAAAAAAAACAAAACCACAGGGAUACUCGGUAUGUACCGUGUAAUCUGGAAAAUGAUGUCCGUGUAAGAGUUGUAUAGCAGUGUGUUUGUGUGUGUGUGUGCGUGUGUGUGUGUGUGUGUGUGUGUCUGCUCUAUCUCACUGUCGUUUCUCUUGCAGACUAACCUUUUUUUGUUUUGCCACAUUCGUGUCGGUUUUUUGCCCACGUUGAGGGGCCUGUAACUGCUGCAUUACUUUUUUUCAAUGAAGAUUUCA
This is a messenger RNA of Lampris incognitus (smalleye Pacific opah), 3061 nucleotides long. It is a transcript of the gene tgfa, whose product is annotated as transforming growth factor, alpha. The record is from RefSeq and is a predicted model, not a curated record. NCBI's taxonomy places the organism in Eukaryota, Metazoa, Chordata, Actinopteri, Lampriformes, Lampridae. The coding region runs from base 282 to 878 and encodes 198 amino acids. Gene Ontology annotation, biological process: epidermal growth factor receptor signaling pathway; positive regulation of cell population proliferation; positive regulation of mitotic nuclear division. The transcript has 6 exons.